Molecule: messenger RNA, 3051 nt
Organism: Rhinolophus ferrumequinum (greater horseshoe bat)
Lineage: Eukaryota; Metazoa; Chordata; Mammalia; Chiroptera; Rhinolophidae
Gene: MME
Product: membrane metalloendopeptidase
Exons: 23
Coding region: 221-2473 (750 amino acids)
Biological process (GO): protein processing; amyloid-beta clearance
Cellular component (GO): plasma membrane
Molecular function (GO): metalloendopeptidase activity
Source: RefSeq, a predicted model, not a curated record
GAAGAGUGGGGGAAAGGGGCCGAGAGGGUGACCUGGAGGAGGGCUCUGAAGUGCGGUCAGGUCGACUCUUCAGGUUCAUUUCCAUAGCGCUUGCCUGGGUUAUGUUUGGUUGCCGAGAUCAGCGCUACCGAAUUGCAGAAGGGCUGAUUUGGAGGCUGGAAAUUUGCCAUUCCGUUGAACAGACACUGUUUUUUUCUUUUUUUAAGCAAGAUUUUAGGUGAUGGGCAGAUCAGAAAGUCAGAUGGAUAUAACUGAUAUCAACACUCCAAAGCCAAAGAAGAAACAGCGAUGGACCCCGCUGGAGAUCAGUCUCUCUGUCCUCGUUCUUCUCCUCACCAUCAUCGCUGUCACGAUGAUAGCACUCUAUGCAACCUAUGACGAUGGUAUUUGCAAGUCAUCAGACUGCAUAAAAUCAGCUGCUCGACUCAUCCAGAACAUGGAUACUACUGCUGAACCUUGUUCAGACUUUUUCAAAUAUGCCUGUGGAGGUUGGUUGAAACGCAACGUCAUUCCUGAGACUAGCUCCCGUUACGGCAACUUUGACAUUUUAAGAGAUGAACUGGAAGUCAUUUUGAAAGAUGUUCUUCAGGAACCCAAAACUGAAGAUAUAAUAGCAGUGCAGAAAGCAAAAACAUUGUACAGAUCGUGUAUAAAUGAAUCUGCUAUUGACAGCAGAGGCGGAAUGCCUUUACUCCAACUUCUACAAGAUAUAUAUGAAUGGCCAGUAGCAACAGAAAACUGGGAGCAAACCUAUGGUACUUCUUGGACAGCCGAGAAAUCCAUUGCACAACUGAAUUCUAAAUAUGGGAAAAAAGUCAUUAUUAAUUUUUUCAUUGGCACUGAUGAUAAGAACUCUGUGAACCAUAUAAUUCAUAUUGACCAACCUCGACUUGGCCUCCCUUCCAGAGACUACUAUGAAUGCACUGGAAUAUAUAAAGAGGCUUGUACAGCAUAUGUGGAUUUUAUGAUUUCUGUGGCCAAAUUGAUUCGUCAGGAAAGAGGACUGCCCAGCAAUGACAGCCAGGUUUCUUUGGAAAUGCGUAGAGUUAUGGAAUUGGAAAAAGAAAUUGCCAAUGCUACAGCUAAACCUGAAGAUCGAAAUGAUCCAAUGCUUCUUUAUAACAAAAUGACAUUAGACCAGAUCCAAAAUAACUUUUCACUAGAGAUCAAUGGGAAGUCAUUCAGCUGGUCAAAUUUCACAAACGAAAUUAUGUCAACUGUGAAUAUUAAUAUUACAAAUGAGGAAGAUGUGAUUGUUUAUGCUCCAGAAUAUUUAACCAAACUUAAAAUCAUUCUUAACAAAUAUUCUGCCAGAGAUCUUCAAAAUUUAAUGUCCUGGCGGUUCAUAAUGGAUCUUGUAAGCAGCCUCAGCAGAAACUACAAGGAGUCCAGAAAUGCUUUCCGCAAGGCCCUUUAUGGCACAACAUCAGAAACAGCGACUUGGAGACGUUGUGCAAACUAUGUCAAUGGGAACAUGGAAAAUGCUGUGGGAAGGCUUUAUGUAGAAGCAGCAUUUGCGGGAGAGAGUAAACACCUGGUUGAGGAUUUGAUUGCACAGAUCCGGGACGUUUUUAUUCAGACUUUAGAUGACCUCACUUGGAUGGAUGCUGAAACGAAAAAGAGAGCUGAAGAAAAGGCCUUGGCAGUUAAAGAAAGAAUCGGCUAUCCUGAUGACAUUAUUUCAGAUGAUAACAAACUGAAUAAUGAAUACCUUGAGUUGAACUACAAGGAAGAUGAAUACUUUGAGAACAUAAUUCAAAAUUUGAAGUUCAGCCAAACUAAACAACUAAAGAAGCUUCGAGAAAAGGUGGACAAGGAUGAGUGGAUCAGCGGAGCAGCUGUAGUGAAUGCAUUUUAUUCUUCAAGCAGAAAUCAGAUGGUCUUCCCAGCUGGCAUCCUGCAGCCCCCUUUCUUCAGUGCCCAGCAGUCUAACUCCUUGAACUAUGGGGGCAUCGGCAUGGUCAUAGGACAUGAAAUCACCCAUGGCUUUGAUGACAGUGGCAGACAUUUUAACAAGGAUGGAGACCUCGUUGACUGGUGGACUCAACAGUCUGCAAGUAAUUUUAAAGACCAAUCUCAGUGCAUGGUGUACCAGUAUGGAAACUUCUCCUGGAGCCUAGCAGGUGGACAGCAUCUCAAUGGGAUGAAUACACUGGGAGAAAACAUUGCUGAUAAUGGAGGUAUUGGCCAAGCAUACAGAGCCUAUCAAAAUUAUGUUAAAAAGAAUGGCGAAGAAAAAUUACUUCCUGGACUUGACCUAAAUCACAAACAACUAUUCUUCUUGAACUUUGCCCAGGUGUGGUGUGGGACCUACAGGCCAGAAUAUGCAGUCAACUCCAUUAAAACAGAUGUCCACAGUCCAGGCAAUUUCAGGAUUAUUGGGACUUUGCAGAACUCCCCUGAGUUUUCAGAAGCCUUUCAUUGCCUCAAGAAUUCAUACAUGAAUCCAGAAAAAAAAUGCCGGGUUUGGUGAUCAGAAAAAGCGAGGCAACCCUUGGCUAGACUUGUCAACGCCACAGAAAUGGGGAACUCUGUCCAAGAGAGUGGGCCACAGAGGCCACUGUAAUUACGUGGGGAUAUUUAAGAGAGAGGAGCACAUCAUAAUAAAAAUGAAGUUAGGUUAUUCUGGAAAAGGGGUGGAGCUCCGGGUCUAAUGUCCAUCAAAUCAAUCAUUUCACACUGUGUAAAUAAUGCUUAAUCUCUAAAGAUAAUAUUACCAUUCAUUUCUGUUUCUCAUAUGAUCUGCCAGUUUGAUGUUGUCUCUUGAAAACAGAGUUAACUACUAUGUAGAGUGGGAUUUCUAAUCAAAGGGAGAAAGAAGAGGUUGAAGAAGACUAUUGGCACCAAAAGCACAGCAAUCAUGUGCGAGUUAAAAACUCAUUGCUGAAGUGUUUGUUUUUACUUUUAUUUGCAACAUUUAUGCUCCUUCAAAUCUCUUCCAAAGAAUUCUACAUACUGGGGGCUUGAGACUGAUAGAGUUUUAAACUAACUGUGCCAACCAUCGGUUAUUCAUUCUGAGAUCACUUUAUUUGAGGCACUUAGGGCUGACAU